Molecule: messenger RNA, 1934 nt
Organism: Carassius gibelio (silver crucian carp)
Lineage: Eukaryota; Metazoa; Chordata; Actinopteri; Cypriniformes; Cyprinidae
Exons: 6
Coding region: 333-1061 (242 amino acids)
Source: RefSeq, a predicted model, not a curated record
AGCAGUUCAGUCAGUGUACUGUUUGAGUAAAUGAAUUACUCAGCGAUAUUGGUUUAUUUUAACUCAGAGGGAGUGUCAGUCAUGUUAAAAAAGUUAACAGCUUAAGUCAUUUGUGGAUUAAUGCGUAUUAGAGACGCGAACCGUUUCAAACGAUUCAGUUCGAUUUGGUGAACUGGUUCAACCGGUUCACUAAGAAGAACCGGUUAAAUUCAACGAUUCGUUCGCGAACAGGACAUCACCAACGUUACAAGUGACUUGUCGGUUUAACUCGAGCCCAUCAGCAGCAGUAGCCCUGAUUAUUCAUCCAGGACGCGGUCAAAAACAGCACCAAUAUGCGGAAUUAUUCUUGCCUUCUUUGGUUUUUAUUGUUUGUGGAAGGUAUAUCUAGUGAUGCGUUGGAGGUGACUGUGGGAGAUAAUGUCACUCUAAAAAGCUCUUCUGGAGUAACGAGUGAAGAUCAGAUACUGUGGAAGUUUGAAGGCUCCAUCAUAGUUAAAGUAGAGGAAGCAAAAGGAAUCAACGAUUUUUCUGAAGAUGAGAAAUUCAAAGACAGGUUGAAACUGGACAAACAGAAUGGAUCUCUAAACAUAACAAAUAUCGAAUUUAAACAUGCUGGAAAUUAUCAACUAGAUAUCAGUGGGAAAGCACCUAUUAAACCCCAAACAUUCAGUGUCACUGUCCAUGAUGUUAAGUCAGAGUCAAAGAAAGAGGGAGAUUAUUUCUCUCUAUCAACUGAUGUUAAAGGACAAAAAGGCAAUCUGAUACUAUGGAAGUUUAACGGUCAAGUCAUCCCCACUGAUCACUUAAACGGCACUAAAUGGAGCAAUAUAAAAGUGUCUGAGGAUACUGGAAACCUCAGCUUUGAAAAAAUCCAAAUCAAUCAGACUGGAAUUUACGAAGUGGAGAUCAACACCAGCAAUUUGUUCUUAAACAGGAAAUUCAAUAUUACUGUUGCUCCACCUCCACCUCCACCUCCAUCAGGUGCUCCUUCAGGGAUAUGUGGUGCUGGUGUUGGUCUGGUAGUUUGGGUUGUAACUGUGUUUUUUCUGCAAGAAGUAUAAACAACCAAGGCAAAGGUGUGCCAAUGCUACGCAUGAGAGCAACUUAAUGCAUGCUAUGGAAUGGGCAACUCUUAACAGCAGAGGUUUAUAGUCACUAUAACAGUAUACACAUGAACCGUAUUUGAAUCCAACACGUGUGCUUUUUAGAUUUGAAACUAAGUGAGAAUUUCAUUUGUUUUGGCAUAAUUAGAGAAAUGUGCUUUCAUUUAUUUCACAGUUUGCUGAUAACACAUCUGUGUUUGACUUGUUUAGAUUAAUUUUGAUGUACUCCAGGAUUGCUUAUUGUUACACUUUUACGUAGUUUAGCAGAAAUAUUAUCAUACUUAAUGUGCAAAUGCUUUUUUUUUGUUCCAUUGCUUUUCUUUUUCUUUCAAUGAAUAAUUCAUGCUUAAAAAUGUUUAAAUGAUUGACUUCUGACACUUUUGACACCACAUUUUUCCAAAUGAAUCCAUUGUGGAUGUGUAAAGUCACUAUUUUCAUCAAGAAUGCAGUUACUCUUAGUGGCACUCUGAUGAAGAGUUACAAGUUUAUUUUUGUCUAAACAUUUCAUUAAUUCAGCUUAAAUAAUGAUUGCAACAUAAAACACAUCACAGUUUUUUUCAGUUGUCAUCAUUGUGUGGAAGUAUUAUGAGAAAAAAAAUUGUGGUUUGCCCAAAAUUGUGCUGUAUGUUUGUGUUCAAGUUGCAUAUUAAAUGUACAUUUCAAUUAAAUUUGAAACCGUAAUACAGUAUAAAACACCUGGCAAUACCAUAAACAGUAUCAGAGAGAGAUUGAUCAUUGGUGAAAUGUGUAAAUCACCUCCAUCAUUUCAGAUCUCUGUAAGAAACAAACACGCUUCUCUCAUUAAAUAAAGGACUUGUGUAUGUGUAAUAA